Messenger RNA from Oryzias latipes (Japanese medaka), 5266 nucleotides. It is a transcript of the gene col18a1a, whose product is annotated as collagen type XVIII alpha 1 chain a. NCBI's taxonomy places the organism in Eukaryota, Metazoa, Chordata, Actinopteri, Beloniformes, Adrianichthyidae. Gene Ontology annotation, molecular function: extracellular matrix structural constituent conferring tensile strength. The record is from RefSeq and is a predicted model, not a curated record. Gene Ontology annotation, biological process: extracellular matrix organization.
GAGCGCCGCGUCCUCAUCAGCUGUUCCGACGGCGUGCAGCGGUGUCGCACCGAGAGCUGUCCUUCAGCAUUCCCCCCCAUUUCCUGUGCCCUUUCCCUCCCGGAGAAGCCCAUGUGACUCCAGCCGCUUUUAGAAAGAAGAAGAUAAAGAUGAGGUGGAAUGAACGCCUCGUUUGCUGCGUCCUGCUGUUCGUGGUGCCCGCUGCGCUGCAGUGGCCAGAAGACAAUGGAGUCUCCCUUCUACAACUGAUCGGGGAUCCUCCACCGAGUGAAAUCAGCCAAGUCUAUGGACCGGACAACGCCAUCGGCUACGUCUUCGGCCCAGAUGCCAAAAUGGGCCAGCUGGCUGUCGCUCACUUCCCUACGCCCUUCUACAGAGACUUCUCACUCAAUUUCCACCUGAAACCAACCUCGAACGAGGGAGGUGUUGUCUUCUCAAUCACAGACUCGUCCCAGCAGGUCAUUGUAGUGGGGGUAAAACUUUCAACUGUGGAGAGGCAAACCCAAGAUGUCAUUUUCUAUUACUCCGAGACCGGCUCGGAGCAGUCCUAUGAAGCAGCCAGGUUCCAAGUGACCUCAAUGACAGACACCUGGACCCGUUUUUCUAUCUCUGUACGAGAUGACAAGGUGGCAUUCUAUUUCAACUGUGACCUGAGCCCUGUAGUGAAGCGCUUUGAGAGAUCCCCUGAUGACAUGGAACUGGAAAGGGGUUCAGGGGUAUUUGUUGGGCAGACCGGAGGGCCCGAUCCUGAAAGAUUCCUGGGUGUGAUCAGUGAGCUGAGGGUAGUGGGAGACCCCCGCGCUGCAGAGACUUUCUGUGAUGAAGAUGGAGAUGACUCAGAUAUGGCAUCGGGGGAAGGAAGUGGCUACGAAGAAACCAGACCGCAAAAGCAAAACAUGGACAGAAACAGAUUCUCGACUGCUCCUCCAUUUCCAUCUUUUAUGUCCAUCCAAAAGCCCCCACUGGCCACAAGUGGUGAAGAGGCUGUUGUUAGAGAUACUGCCAUCAAAUCAGAGCACAUGUCAGUUUUUGUGGAGUCUGGAUCCAGACUUCAUGGGUCAGCAGGGGCAGUGGGAGCUAAAGGAGAAAAGGGGGAGCGAGGGGAAAGAGGAGAGAAAGGAGACAGGGGCCCUGCAGGCCCAAAGGGAGACUCAGGCCCUGGCUCUAGCUCCGCCUCGGGCUCCCGUGGAGAAAAGGGAGAACCUGGUGAAAAGGGAACAAAGGGUAGUGCUGGCUUUGGAUAUCAAGGCAAAAAGGGUGAUCCUGGCCAACCUGGACCUCCGGGACCCCCCGGCCCUCCAGGACCGUCAACAGAGUAUGUACCUUCCAGUGACGGCACAGUUGUUUCUAAAGUUCAAGGACCCAGAGGACCACCUGGACCACCAGGCCCCCAAGGACAACCAGGAGAGGAUGGAGAGCCGGGAGAUCCUGGAGAAGACGGAAAAACUGGUUCUCCAGGUCCCCAAGGUUUCCCAGGAACACCUGGUGACCCUGGAAGAAAAGGAGAUAAGGGGGACAGAGGAGAGGGUCAACCUGGCCCCAGAGGGGCCCCAGGACCACCAGGACCCCCAGGACCAGGAAUGAGAUCUACCUUCGUAGAUAUGGAGGGCUCUGGAUUCCCUGAUCUGGAAUCUCUUCGGGGACUUCCUGGACCACCUGGUCCCCCAGGCCCUCCUGGUCCUCCUGGUAGUUCCGUGACGGGCCCAGCAAUGGGCUCUGGAGCAUUCGGGCCCCCAGGCAGGGAUGGAGCUGCCGGUCAACCUGGCUUGCCUGGUACUGAUGGCCUUCCUGGAGCUCCUGGUCCUAAGGGAGAUAAGGGAGAUGCAGGAGAUCUUGGUCUUCCAGGAGCAAUUGGAGAAAAGGGAGACCGUGGUGAACCUGGCUUACCAGGAUCUCCAGGAGAGUCUGGACUGGCUGGCCUACCAGGACCUAUGGGACCAGUUGGACCUCCCGGACCACCGGGACCUCCAGGAAGUAAUUAUCGAGUCGGAUUUGAUGACGUUGAGGCGUCUGGGGGUCGCUUUACCAGUGGUCUUGGUAUCAGAGGACCACAGGGUGCACAGGGUCCUCCUGGAUUACCUGGAAAUCCAGGUAGACCGGGGCUUCCUGGCGUACAAGGUCAAAAGGGCAGAGAGGGCCCCCCAGGUAGAGAUGGACAACCAGGCCUAGACGGAUUCCCUGGAACUCCAGGACAAAAGGGUGAAAGAGGAGAUAAAGGAGAUAGAGGUGAAGCCGGUCGAGACGGAGCUGGGCUUCCAGGUCCACCGGGUCCUCCUGGACCGCCUGGGCAAAUAUUCUAUCAGCCAUCUGACAAUUUUGAUGCUGCUUUCGGCAGAGCCGGCCCUCAGGGUGGGCCUGGUUUACCUGGUCAAGCUGGGUUUCCUGGUCCUGUUGGGCCAAAGGGGGAUACUGGUAACCCCGGUCUACCAGGUUUAGGAGUGAAGGGGGAGAAAGGGGAGCCAGGAUUGAUCAUUGGACCUGAUGGAAAUCCACUAUAUCUGGGAGGGCUCACUGGUCAGAAGGGAGACAUAGGGCCUCAGGGACCCGCAGGACCCAUGGGCCCUCAGGGGCCUCCUGGAUUAAAGGGUGAAAUUGGAAUGCCUGGAAGACCAGGACGUCCUGGUGUUAAUGGAUACAAGGGGGAAAAAGGAGAACCAAGUGGAGGUUUAGGCCAUGGAGGUGUUCCAGGUCCUCCAGGACCACCUGGUCCCCCCGGACCUCCUGGGCCACCAUUUGCAAUAGAUCGCUUCAAUCGCUAUGAUGACAUUUCAAGGAAUUACCCAGUGAAAGGGGAAAAAGGAGAACGCGGUGAUCCAGGAUUUCCAGGAACAGCCUCUGAUUUUGACAUUUACACACUAAAGAAUCAGUGGAAAGGAGAGCGUGGAGACCCAGGUGUUAAAGGAGAAAAGGGAGAGCCUGGAGCUGGACAUGAUCCCCAAUAUGGAGCACUACAGGGCCCUUUGGGACCACCGGGCCUACCGGGCCCAAAGGGAGAUUCUAUAAUGGGUCCCCCAGGACCCCAAGGACCUCCAGGAUCACCAGGGAUCGGUUAUGAUGGUCGUCCUGGUCCUCCAGGUCCCCCUGGACCACCAGGUCCCCCAUGGUCCCAGACAUUACCUGAAUCAUACAAGCCGAAUUAUCCUGUCAGUGUCCCUGGACCUCCUGGGCCUCCUGGGCCUCCCGGUCAUCCCGGCCAUUCCUCUGGGGUUAUGGUUUUGAGGUCAUAUGACACUUUGAUUGCUACCGCCAGAAGUCAAGAGGAGGGAAGUCUCAUUUACAUCUUAGACAAAGCUGACCUUUAUUUGAGAGUGCGAGAUGGACUACGGCAAGUUAUGCUUGGAGAGUACAAUCCUUUCUUCAGAGAUUUCGACAACGAGGUGGCAGAAGCUCAGCCCCCACCUGUGGUUCUUUACCCACAUUCUCCAGACCACUCACAGAAUAACGGGGCAAGCCAGUACUCUCAAGGUGGUUCUGUUAUACGACCCAUUGAAACUCCACCCCCUGUGGAGCGCAGAUAUCCUCCCCAGUACGAGCCCAGGUUUCCUGACCAGCAACGCCCGAGUCAGACUGAUGGGAGAUUAAUCAACCAGCCCAGUGAUGGCAAAUAUGCUGUCACUCCACAGCGCCGGCCCAACCCACCAGUACCAGGGCCUGUAGAAACAUCAACGUUAGGGUUGCGUCUUAUUGCGUUGAACACCCCUCAAAGUGGUAACAUGAAAGGAAUCCGUGGGCCAGACUACCUUUGCUUCGAGCAGGCUCGUGCUGCAGGUCUGAGGGGAACCUUCAGAGCCUUCCUGUCCUCCAAGGUCCAGGACCUCCACACCAUCGUCCGCCACUCAGACCGAGAAAAGCCUCCCAUUGUCAACCUCAAGAACCAAGUGUUGUUUGACAGUUGGCAGUCAAUCUUUGGUGAGAGUGUCAGCAAAAUGAGGAAGAAUGUCCCCAUCUACUCCUUUGAUGGUAGAGACAUCCUCAGGGACAGCGCAUGGCCUGAGAAAAUGGUGUGGCAUGGGUCAAGUAAAAAGGGCCACCGGCAAACCGACCAGUACUGUGAAGCAUGGCGGGCGGGUGACCAAGCUGUGACCGGUCUGGCAUCGUCACUGCAGAGUAGCCACCUCCUACAGCAAACCCCCACCAGCUGCUCAAGAGCCUGCAUCGUCCUCUGCAUCGAGAACGCCAUGGUUUCACCCUCGAAAUAAUCUAGAAUCUUUUCUCUGUAUUUUGGGCCUUAGUUAACAUGUUUUUAUAUCCAAGCACACCCUUUUUUUUAACAAAAAAAAAUUGUGAAAAAAAAAAUAACUUUCAAUUAUGCAGCUUGUAAAUUUGUGCCUCCAAUGAACUGGCCCAGUGGCAAAUUUACCUGGCAGGUACACUCUACCACUGUCUGCCCUUUCCCUCCAUUAAUGCCAAAGAGAUGGGUCAAUCAGAGGGGUGUUGGUCCUUGUUCUCGGGAGCAUUGGCACAUAUUUUUGUCAAGGGGUGCAACAAGAUGACAGCAUUCUUAAGUUUAUUCCUUUUUCAGUUGCUAGCUCUGUAUAUUACAUUUGUCCGUUGUUGUGGGGAGUUUUUUUUAUGUUACCAUAUUUUGCCUUUUAAAAAAAUCUGUAUACAAGUUUUUUUGUUGUUUUGUUUUAUAGGUUGUUUUCUAUCUUCACUUGAUCAAUUCCACAUUUCUUUUUUCCCAUUUCAUUGGAGAGGAUAAGCUUGUGAUGUCAAACAGCAAACAUUUUUAGGACUAUUUUUACAAUUAAAAGAGAUAUUUAUUUUUAAAUGAAGUUUUGCAAGGGCGAAAAAUGAAAAAAAAAAGUUUUCUGAAACACCUUUGUUUUUAAUUUACUAUCUGCUAUCUAUAGGAGACUUUUAUCAUAAAUUGUGCCUUAUUAAACAGAAAACAAAUAUUGUGUGCAUUAUUCUACAGAUACAAAAGAAUGUCCUUUUUUUCUACCUAAAACUGCAUAAACUAAAAGUAAAUUUUUAAACUAAAACAAUGAUUCCACAGCAAUAUGGAAAGAUGCCUUUAAAAAUGAAACUUUCUCCUGUUUGAAGUGACGAUCAAGUUAAUCCGUUUGUUAUUUUGUAAUAUUUCUUUUGGUGUUAGGGACAGCCAAGUAAUUAAUGAAAUGUUUCCCCCAAUCAGUCUUUGAUUCAUAAAUUUGUCUGACAUGUACAAAAAAAUAUUAAAAAUGUCAAAUGCUUGUUUUCACUAUAACAUUUGCUGUAUUGUUUCACCCCUUGCACUGAAAUAAAAAUGUUCAUAGAAAAUUGA